Molecule: messenger RNA, 501 nt
Organism: Amoebophrya sp. A25
Lineage: Eukaryota; Dinophyceae; Syndiniales; Amoebophryaceae
Source: the annotation of a GenBank genome assembly
AUGAUGAAGUGUCUUGGCGACGUUUCAAACUUCGUCUCGUCGCAAGUGCUGAUGUAUCUCCAAGGAAGUAUCAACGAGAAUAAAGCAGAAAACUACAGACAUAUUUAUUAUAAUAUUAGUAUCCACAGAAGCAAGGUAGACAGCGGGACACCAAUGUGUUGAGUGCGACUGUGGCAGGAGACUUCGUGUGCGCCAGCGUGUUUGUAAGAAGAGACUAGUGCUGGCAUGUAAAAGUAAAACACCGUUUGUUGGUGGCUCCACUUUUGUUUUCGGGGCUCUAAGCGGUGGAUUGUAAUUGUUAUUGUGUGUCACUCCUCCGGGAUGAACGGUUUCGAUUUACAGUUCCUCCUCAGGGUUUGGUCUCAAAGCUGAUUUGGUAAGUAAAGAAAUCGGACACAAAUGGAGAUCAUGACACGACAACAUCCGACCCCUAAGUAAAACCUGCUCAAUAAGACCUCUAGGUCUAAGGUCUGGCUCUUUUUGUUCUCGGAAGCAUUUGAU